Bactrocera dorsalis (oriental fruit fly) is the source of this 4867-nucleotide messenger RNA. RefSeq lists its product as uncharacterized. Bases 3184 to 4581 code for a protein of 465 amino acids. Lineage: Eukaryota; Metazoa; Arthropoda; Insecta; Diptera; Tephritidae. The record is from RefSeq and is a predicted model, not a curated record. The transcript has 2 exons.
UUGAAAUAUUUUUAAUAAAAAAAUAUACAUUUAAAUUUCGCACAUGUGUUUUCAUUGAAAAGUUUUUAAGAACCAAUGUGGGAAUUUAUUGGCGUUCUUGCUACGAAAAAUUAUACAAUAUGUUUACAAUCUCAGUUUCUUGAACAUUAAAUAUCAUACAUACGAGUAUGUACGGAUGUUCAUUUAUGUGGGCUUCAAUGAAUAAUAUAAAAAACCUUGGAUAAUUUAACAUCGGAUUUUCUUGUCUGAUUGCCACUUAGGUAGUGUAUGUGUGUAUAUGUAUGUAUGUAUAGAAGGAGGUGUGAAGACAGGAAUAAAACGUUUAUUCCAAUUGUGUAAGAUAAACAUGCAAUUAUUUGGUAUUGAUCAAUAACAAUAAAAACAUAAUUUCGUAAACAUUUGACAGUUUUGUUGUAAUAUAUACAUCUAUAUAAAGAUAUGUUACAUAAUAAAAAUAACUAUCUACUACUAAGUGUGCGGGGAUGUACAUACUUAUAAUCGAAAGCAUUAUAAACAAUGAAAGUAUGCUUUAUUUAAGUUAAUAAAUUAAUCCUUAUUAAAGUAACGAAUAUAUUUUAAAUUACAAUUUUUGAUAGCUUUCUAAAUAUAAAAAAUAACUAUUCAUAUUAUCCUAUCAAUUAUGGCAAUUGAAAAAAAAAAUUAAUCUCUCAGUGUAAUAGAGUGUACAAUAUUCUUGGUUAGUCCAUCUUUAGCCAACACAAACAAACUGGAGGGUUGUCCCACGCGAGAACAUGCCACAUAUAUUUGUCCGUGGGAAAAGCAUGGUGUUUCCAAAUCUAAGCCACAUACAGACAAUGUCUGGCCUUGUGACUUAUUGAUCGUGAUAGCGAAUGCCAAUCUAAUGGGGAAUUGGGCGCGUUUGAAUUCAAUUGGCACAUCUGUGGUAACCAUAGGGAUUCGUGGUAGCAACACAUUUUCGCCUUGAAACUUGCCAUUCAAGAUGAUGGCUUCAAUGACGUUUUUUAUUAAUUUUUUAAUGACUAACCGUGUGCAAUAUGCCGAUAUGCAUAUUGUGUGUGUACGUCGGGAAAUACAUACAUAUGUAUGUGAUCGAUGAGAGUAUUUUGCGAGUCGAUGAUUGUGCAGAAGUCCGUCUGUAAUUUGAUGCAUCCAGUAUUUUCAUGUACAUCAACUUUCCCAUCAACAAUAUCUAACAGUUGUUUAGAGAAAUUUUCGGCGGAUGGAUCCUGAAGCAUUUGAACGCGCAUGUUCACCGUCAGUUGUACUUUUUCAACAUUACGCCAUAGUCGCGAUGAUUUUAAGCAAGCAUUAAUUUCAUCAGCGUACGUUGAACGUGGAAUAACGGGAAGUGUUUGUCUAAAACCACCAGAAAGGAGUAACAAAGUGCCGCCAAAUAGUUUAUCAUUGAUUUUUAUCUCCUUUAAUGUCCUAUCUAAUGCCUCAAGCGAGUGUUUGUGUGCCAUAGUGCAUUCAUCCCCGCUGCAUCUGGAUUAUUUUGAAUGUUCAAUGGCAGCUUAAAUGCCAAAUGAUCCAUCUAAUAAAGUUGCUGCAAUGCCAGAAGAUGCAACGGCCAAUGCGAUGUCAUUUUUGGAUCGUAUCUCUGCCAUAAGUAACGAAAUAAGAAAUGUUUUGCCAGUUCCACGUGAUGCAUUCAAAAAAAAGAAUCCUCUUUGUCCUGUCGAAACUGCCAGCAUGAUGCGGCCGUAAACAAUUUUUUGUUCAUAAUUUAGUAGUGGAACAUUGCGACUAACAAUGCCUGCCAUUUCUACAGUAUCGUACUGUAGUUCACGAUUGAUAUCUGUGUUGAGUAAAUCAGAUGCACUUCGAUUCGGUGAGCUCAUACCGAAAUGACUGAUUGGCAAAUUCGCAAUAGCAAUGCAAAGAUCCUCGAUAGCAAUCAAUGCUUCAUUGUACAUUGCAUCACUGAAUGAUAUCGUUAGAUCAUUGCACCUUGUACGAUGUCGAUACAAUAUAUCAUCAGUCAUUGAAUCUUUGUGAUUAUCCCACAAUAUUUGUGCUCGGGCCGGGAACAAUGUAGUCAGUACUAUAACAAAUAGUAGACGAAUUUGUGAUCCUGAGCAGUUUAAUGUUGCUUCAGCAAGCGUACUGUCCCAAUGAUUGUCGUCUUCUAGCAAGCCUAGAGCAAGGCAUGCAUCUUUAUACGUAGGAUACUGUUGUCCAUCUACCUUACGUAUAUCUUGAAAUGACAAUGGCCCGGUGACAUUAACCAACAAUAGUCGCAGGUAAAAGCACUCAGUCUGCCUUGGAUUGACUGUAUAUACACGACAAUUUGGUAAUUCGUAAUUUCACCUUAGGAGGAUGAAAAAUAGAUGUUGUCCGAUUCUCCACCCUAGCCGAUAUGCAUGCUAAGAUUCACGAAAAUCGGCCGAGCGGUUUCAGAGGAGUGCAACAACUUACACCGUGACACGAGAAUUUUAUAUAUUAGAUAAAUUGUACAGCGAUUGCCUAGGUCCGAUUUAAGAUUAAAUAAAGCUUCGCCUUCGACAUCAUCUUACGGCAGGCCCUAUGUUGUUUCGACGGGGUCGGUUUUCGUAUAGGUGGUUGGUUGUUCAUAGAGGUCUGUUUGCAAGGAGAUGAAUAGGAAGUUAUCUCGUGCUUAUAUCCCAGGAUAUUAUUAGCGCAGGAAAUGCAUCAAUUUACACUAGGAAUUCUGGGCAACAUAUAUACAAUCGUACCUACUUAGAAAUUGUCUAAUAUUUAGGUGGGAUGUAGUGCAGGUCGCCUCCACGCUGGUGCAUCCUGGGUAACGCUAAAUGGCCUGCGGCCUACACGGCCUGACAACUCCCUUACGACCUUGGCACUGAACUGGCUUUUUGUAGAGUAGGUAAUCUGAUUUGGAUCUGGUAGAACCCUGGGCUGGUGGUGGCGACAUUCUGGCACCUGAGUAUGAUGGGGUGACACCCAUCAGAAAUGGCUGCUGGGCUAAUGUCGCAACUGCCUCCGUCCCGUUAAAACCCUGGCAGGCCUCAGAGUACGUUCCCCCCCCGUCGUCGUUAAGUUGGCGUGGUAGGUGUAAGUUGAGAGUACUCCUUCUUUGCGCUGGUCGGCUCUGAACGUAUUGCCUCAUAAGGGCGUACGUCAACCCUCGCCUUGGCCUCGUCACUGAGAUAACCUUGGGACCACAAAAGGCGACUACCUUCCGGGGGACGGAUAGCGGCUCUGAGUGGGGACCCUCUUAGCAUGGACAAGUCAUUCACAAACAAACCAACAAACACAACAAACGGAAAGACGACGAAGGAAGAUGAAGGGACGUCGAAUUCGACACCCGGAUUCGUUCCAGGCGGGGCUGCUGCUCCUGUGGCGACGAAACCGUCGCUGAGUAGCUGCAGCGACAGGACAAAGCCCUCGACAGUAGUCUCCUCAUCAGGUGGAAGAACGGGGGGAGCCGGCGCAAAACCGCCGGCUAAAGAGGUAGUGAAGGGUGGAGCCUUCGUGCACGGCGGAAUCGCUAGCACUAGCAGAGGAACUUCUGCUAGAAUUACGAAGGGGUCCACGGGGGCCACUAGCAGGGGAGCUUUAGCUAGGAAGCUGAAGUCGGACCGUCGACUGGCGGCAAAAAUUGUAGAACGCUACGAUGGUAAGCAUGCUGGUCAGGUGUCUGAGCAGCAUGCAAACACGCUCGAAUGGGCUAAGAGGAUUCUGAGUGAGAGCGAGACCGAUAGGUCACGACUUGAAACGAAGAUACCUGAACCAGCGGUUAAGCGGCAAAGGUCGCAUGAGGGAGAAACCUCCCUUGGUAAGAAACCGCGAACGGGGGCUGCGCCAACUUUUAGCGAAAUUGCUAAAAGCGCUGGCGCUAGAGUACUUGGUGUGCUCGACCGUAGCAGGGAGGACGGUGCCAUCUCCCACGAAGAGUGGAAGAGAGUAGCGGCGGCUAUCUCUUCAGUCUUCCUCAAGGUGGUUAAGGGAAAUCCGGGGCCACCCCCAAAAUGUGUAAGUGCCGGUUGGCACCAUGGGCUGCACAAGCUGACAAGGUGUGCCGAUGAAAGAUCGGCCAUCUUAUAUAAGGAGGCAGUAUCUCAGGUGGGGGAGGUGUGGAAGGGAGCCAGACUGGAGGCCGUGGACAAAGCGGACCUUCCGCUUCGCCCUAGAGCUCGCGUCUGGUUGCCGGCUGAACCUUCCACUGCGAAUGAGAUUGAGGAAAUCCUCAAGUACUGCAACCCCUCACUUCCCACGCAUGACUGGAGGGUUAUAAGGCUGGAGAGAACCGAUGAACCAUAUCGGCAGGCAUUGAUAAUGCUUAACGAGGAGUCCAUCGGUCCUCUCAGUAAAACCAAGGGAGCCAUCAGCUAUGGUUUCGAAAUGGUGGUGCUAAAGGUACUCCCAACGAAUACCAGGGCGGAUGGCACCCAAGCUGCAGAUGCGGGGGAGAGGGCGGACGGCGUUAGCGAUGGUCAAACGACCAUGGAAAAUGACCCAAACCUCUCGGACGUGGCGAGUUCUGGAGGCGGUUCGUCGAUUGGCGAUUCCGUCUUCAGCCUCGAACAGCUGUUCGAGGAGGUGAGGGUCGACCACGACAUGAGUGCUGAACUGGCGCUCCUAGAGGAGAGUCUGGGGGAUGAAAUUCCUCCAGAUUAAUCUCCAACACUCAAAGGCGGCCUCCGCCAAUCUACUGCUUCGUCUGGAGCAAGACGAAGCCGAUGUCGUCCUAAUCCAGGAACCGUGGCUGACUAGUAGCGGGAUCUCUGGCUUGAGGACGAAGAGCCAUAAGCUGCUGGCGACCAACGAUCAAUGCUGACAUAGUAACAGCAAAACUGGAAUGCGAUACCGGAAAUGUCUGGAUCAUCUCUGCAUAUAUGCCGCAUGAUGAUGCGGUGGAACCGCCUCCCGCACUGCUAAGGAGAACCUUGGCGGAAGCGUCUCG